Messenger RNA from Leptosia nina, 1386 nucleotides. NCBI's taxonomy places the organism in Eukaryota, Metazoa, Arthropoda, Insecta, Lepidoptera, Pieridae. The record is from the annotation of a GenBank genome assembly.
AUGGGUGUGGAUACAGUGCCUCCUCAGAGAUUGCAGAUAGAAGCCGGCGGCGGUGAAGGUCCAGGUCCUCCGGGGAACAACAACACAGACGGCGCCGUCGCAAGUCCACCGCGAGAUGACAAUCACAACGCACAGUUGCCGACACCGCGGGCGACACCUUUGACACCUUCAGAAGCAUUAAAAGCAUUCGGCGAACGUCUGACAGAUUGGGAAAGAAAUGAAAUAAGAAAAUACCCAGAAAUAUGGUUCCUCGGUCUGGAGUCGAACAAGAUUCAUGCAAGGUCGAAUUUACCGAACAACUGUGGCUUUGAUGAUGAGAACGGCAGCUAUAGUAAACAAAUCCACGACCACAUAGCAUACCGCUACGAAAUCCUGGAGGUGAUUGGCAAAGGUUCUUUCGGGCAAGUGAUCAGAGCCUUCGAUCAUCGCUCCGGUUCACAGGUGGCAAUCAAAAUCAUCAGAAACAAAAAACGGUUUCAUCAUCAGGCGCUAGUUGAGGUACGCGUUCUGGAUCAUCUAAGGCUUAAAGACAAAGACCAAGCCCAUAAUGUCAUCCAUAUGCUUGACUAUUUCUACUUCAGAAAUCAUUUGUGCAUCAGUUUUGAAUUGAUGAGCAUAAACCUGUACGAAUUGAUAAAGAAGAACAACUACCAGGGCUUCAGUCUCAGUCUGAUAAGAAGGUUUACCAGUUCUCUCCUUCGCUGUCUGAGGCUACUUGAAGCUGAAAACAUCAUACAUUGUGAUUUGAAACCAGAGAACAUACUCCUCAAAGCGCGAGGCAGUUCAUCUAUAAAGGUCAUCGACUUUGGCAGUUCAUGUUAUACGCAUGCAAGGGUCUACACCUACAUACAAUCCAGGUUCUAUCGGAGUCCAGAAGUUAUCCUGGGACUUCAGUACGGCACACCUAUUGAUAUGUGGAGUAUGGGCUGCAUUCUGGCUGAACUUCAUACGGGCUACCCGCUGUUCCCGGGAGAGAACGAAGCUGAACAGCUAGCCUGUAUCAUGGAACUCUUGGGUCCACCGCCCCCUGAUCUUCUAUUACACGCUACUAGAAAGAGACUGUUCUUUGACUCCAAGGGUUCCCCGCGAAGCGUGACGAACUCAAAAGGCCGUAAGCGGCGACCCGGUUCGCGAGCUUUAUCCACAGCUGUCCGAAGUGAUGAUCCAGCCUUUUUGCAUCUUCUACAUCGGUGCUUAGAAUGGGAUCCCAAGCGACGCAUCACACCGACGGAGGCGUCGCGACACGAGUUCGUAACUGGCUGUCCGCUUGGCGCGUCUUCCAACCUCCUGGCCUUACCUCGCCUGCCACCCCCCAGACCUACCAGGAGCGCCCUCCUCCACUCCCAAUCGGCUGGCGACGUGGCAGCCAUGUUGGGAAGAGCGUGA